Camelina sativa (false flax) is the source of this 1326-nucleotide messenger RNA. The record is from RefSeq and is a predicted model, not a curated record. Lineage: Eukaryota; Viridiplantae; Streptophyta; Magnoliopsida; Brassicales; Brassicaceae.
AUGGCAGAUCGAUCGGCGCGGAUUGCUAUCGUGAAUAAUAACCGGUGCAAGCCGAAUAAAUGUCGACAGGAGUGCAAGAAGAGCUGCCCUGUUGUCAAGACGGGGAAGCUUUGUAUCGAGGUGACAUCAGCAUCCAAGUCUGCUUUCAUAUCAGAGGAGCUUUGUAUAGGAUGUGGUAUCUGUGUGAAGAAGUGUCCUUUUGGAGCUAUUCAGAUUGUUAAUCUUCCUAAGGAAUUGGAGAAAGAAACAAUCCACCGUUAUAGGGGAAACUCUUUCAAAUUGCACAGGCUUCCAGUUCCAAGGCCCGGGCAAGUCUUAGGUUUGGUUGGAAAAAACGGUAUUGGUAAAUCAACGGCUCUCAAAAUCUUGGCUGGAUUAGAAGAACCAAAUCUUGGCAGAUACGAGAAUCGUCCGGCUUGGAAGGAAGUUUUGAAUCACUUCCGCGGGUCAGAACUUCAAAGCUAUUUCACACGACUCAUAGAAGAGAAUCUAAAGGCCGUUAUGAAGCCACAACAUGUAGAAGACAUAAAAAAACGUGCUCCUGGUGAGCUUGGGAAAACACUUGAGAAGCUGGACGAGAAAGGAAUGAUGGCGGAGAUUUGUGCUGAUAUGGAGUUGACCAAGAUUGAUGUGACCCGCGGACGCGGCUAUGGAUCGAUGGAGGAGUGUAUCUUCGGUCAAGUCAGAAUCGGUGGGACUUUCCUCGGCCAAGCAUCAAGGGUUCGAAUCCAGAGAGGAUUCAAACGACAGAAACGAGAGUUGAGGAGGUUCCAACGAACGGUUUGUGAAGACGGUCGUGAAGCCUUCUCAGAACGUACGGACGCGGCUGAGCGGAUACGGCUAAUGGCAGGACUCGGUGGGAAACGGAGGUGGAAACGACGCGAGAUGGUUUCUGAUACUCCACAAGAGAGCGAUGGGGAAGUGAAGUCUUACGCAAGAUACAAAUACCCAAAUAUGAGUAAAAAGAUUGGAGAUUUCAAGCUGGAUGUGAUGGAAGGGGAGUUCACUGACUCUCAGAUUAUUGUAAUGCUUGGGGAGAACGGUACAGGGAAAACUACCUUCAUCCGGAUGCUGGCAGGUGCAUUCCCACGUGAAGAAGGUGUAGAAGAAUCAGCUAAUAUGCCAGAGUUUAACGUAUCAUAUAAACCGCAAGGGAUUGGUUCGAGGCGUGUGUGUACAGUGAGACAGUUGCUGCAUGACAAGAUUCGUGAUGCAUAUGUGCAUCGUCAAUUUGUGUCGGAUGUAGUGAGACCGCUUCAGAUUGAGGAGCUCNUCGCGUUGAGGCUCCUGGGAGGGUCGCCGGUGCCUUGGCCGCGUUCGAGAUAG